Molecule: messenger RNA, 965 nt
Organism: Aspergillus heteromorphus CBS 117.55
Lineage: Eukaryota; Fungi; Ascomycota; Eurotiomycetes; Eurotiales; Aspergillaceae
Exons: 3
Coding region: 112-666 (184 amino acids)
Source: RefSeq, a predicted model, not a curated record
GACGGUAUGGAGACCGCCCUGGGAAGAGAUUAGUUACAUUACGACGGACGGAGGAUUGAUUAAGGGCUGAUCCAGGGCUGAUCCAGGGCCACAGGCGGUGAUGUCAGAGCAAUGCUGGCUGGAGGGAGGAUCAGGGGAUCCCUUCUGGAUGUAGAUAGAGACUUGGAACGACUUGGACGAGGCAUGAUUCAGAAAUCCCGAUCCGUCCACCGCCAUCGCCAGCUUCGCCGCCCAAUCCCUGCCGCCGCUCGGAGGAACGUUUCAUCCGAUACCCUCAUCGGGGGCGGUGAUUGGCCCGCCGCCUGUCGUUGCCACCCAGCCGCGGUGCCACUAGUCCCCAUUAAGCUCAGACGUCAAUCGAUUACUUACUUACUGGUAAGGAAUCGAUGCUUCGACGCCCUUUCCUCCCCUCGGCUUCAAGAAUCCGAGUGUCUCUCCCUUGUUGCCCUCUCCACUUCCCAGCCCCGACCUCCCCUCACGCAGGGAAAGAGUCCAAGCUACGUACGGAGUACAACAUUACCCCUAUCCCUUGGCUCGACGGCUGGUUCUUUGCAAGAUGGCACCGUGGGGGCUCUUAAUUCACAGUAUGGAGGUUUGGCUUGUAGCUCGGCUGCUGCGAAGCCAAAUGUUUCACAGGAUGGUCGGGAGCGCCUAUCGCAGAUUUAAUGGCAUCCCACCCCCGCCGCGGGAUCAGUCUGGUAUGAGUUCUCCCGCAUAGGAAUGCCCGUCCAAGUGGUCGAGACUGGUGUGGUUAAUCUGCUCCUUGUCUAGAUACGGACCCGAAUAAAUUCCUCCGGUUCUUCAUGGAAGAGAUCAGGGAUCAGAUGAAGGGGAAGAAACCGUCCAAAAAGGAUUGAUUCACGGGGAGGGAAAAGUAAGUGAAGGCUCUGCUCUUUUUCGGCGUUUUUUGUAGGGCUUGAUAUCCAUUACUUUUUUAUACCCAGCAAUUAUGGUGCUUUCGUUGC